UUGUAAAUGAAUAUGUCGAGAUACCAGCAGAAUCUACAAAACCUGAUGUAAAUAAAGGGGAGGAAGAGGAAGAUGACGACAAUGAUGUUAAAAAAUAUUUGUCUUUACAAUCCAGACUUGAACGAGUAUAUUUAUUUACAAUUAAUGUAGAAUUUGAGGAAGUGAGGACAACUGAACAACAACAAAUAUUAUUUUCGAAUGAUGAUGAGAGGACACCAAAAAUUAAAGAUUGUCUAUUUCUUAUUAAAAUGUUGCUGGCUACAUAAAAUUUUUAGGAGAAAAAAAUAAAUUUUAUUUUGACCAUUUUUACAUAUUUUGCCAACUGACCAUUUUGCAAUUGUGGCGUUUUGUCGCGCUAAUUUUUAUUUUUUUCUUUGUUUUUGUUAUUUUUUUGAUUUUAAAUUGAUUUUUAGAUUUGUUUUAGAUUUAUUUUUCUAAGAAAAAUGGCUUCUUCAAAUAUUGACCAAGAAAUAGUUCGGGAAUCGUUAGAAUGCCCAAUUUGCAAGGACUUCUUUUCUGAGCCUAAACAGCUUCUUUGUGGACAUACUUUCUGUCAAGGAUGUAUUGAUGGAUUGGAAAAAGUUAUUUCGUCGUUUGGAAAUGACUCUGAAUUUGGAUUUUUGCAUACAAUUUAUACUCGUUCUGCUGAGGCACGUCGCUGUAUAAAUCAGCGCUUGAAUGAGGGCCAAAGAUACUCUAUUAUGUGUCCAAACUGCCGCAAAAUGUCUCUUAUUCCUGAGAAUGGAUUAAAUACUAAUUAUGUUGUUAAAGGUUUUUUUCAACUCUUAUUUUAUAACUUUUUUUCCUUAGAAAUGGUUGAGAAAUUUCGUUUCAUUUCGUUUACCAACAGUGGAUUCAAUGGGAAUGACUCAUCAGCUGAUUCUGGGGAGAAGAAUACAUGUUCUGGAUGUUCUCGUCCAACACCUACAAAUGAAUUGUUUUUCUGCAAAGGGUGUGCUUCUGUUACGAAUAAGAAGGUUUUGAAUUUUUGUGAUAAUUUGAGAGUUGGCUCGAUAGGGUGUAAGUUCAUAGUCCAAGUUCAUCCAAAAUUUCAUAACUUUUAA
This is a messenger RNA of Meloidogyne enterolobii, 1064 nucleotides long. Lineage: Eukaryota; Metazoa; Nematoda; Chromadorea; Rhabditida; Meloidogynidae. The record is from the annotation of a GenBank genome assembly.